AUGAAGGCUACUUCCAACGAAGCAGUCACAUUAUUCCAACAGCAGAAGACUCUAUCCAAUCGACCUCCAACGGCCAAACGUGCAUCAAAGCCGCAGAAAGAUUCCCCAGAACAACUGGUCGUGAAAUUUUCUAAUAAUACGGAAGGUAUGCACAUACAGCCGGCCAAACUGGAAGUUGAUGGUGAACCCAUUUUCCUGAAACCACGUGGAAUUGCCCACGGCCAACGUGAUGGUGUACUGCAGGCCCUUGAGAAAAUGGAGCGCAAUGGCAUAAACACACGAGUCACAUCCAGCACGUGGGCAACGCAAAUCGUGAUCGCAAUCAAGAGUGACGGCAAAACACCGCGAAUUUGUGGAGACUACCGAUUAACACUCAACCCGCGGGUGCAAAAGUGUGCGGCUACCACCAUGGAACCGGAGGAUUUCAUGAAAGCAUUGCACGGUAGCACAUGCUCCUCGAACAUUGACUUGGCCGAUGCAUACCUCCAGAUUCCACUCGCAGCAACCUGCCGGCAUUUCACCACUAUCAACACAACAUGGGGACUGUAUCAAUACAACUUCCUACCGUUUGGUCUCCAUACAUCCUCCAGCAUAUUCCGGGUGGCAAUUGACGACGUCAUCCGUGGACUCGAUGGCGUGUUGGCGUACCAGGACGAUGUCAUUUUGUUUGGUACAACAAAGGCCGAGCAUGACGAUAAACUCCUCAAACUACUGGAGCGAUUCGCCCAAAAUAACGUGUCAAUUCGCGCCUCCAAAUGCAUGUUCAGCUAA
Messenger RNA from Echinostoma caproni, 771 nucleotides. NCBI's taxonomy places the organism in Eukaryota, Metazoa, Platyhelminthes, Trematoda, Plagiorchiida, Echinostomatidae. The record is from the annotation of a GenBank genome assembly.